This is a messenger RNA of Cornus florida, 1154 nucleotides long. Its product is annotated as nuclear transcription factor Y subunit B-5. Gene Ontology annotation, biological process: regulation of transcription by RNA polymerase II. Gene Ontology annotation, molecular function: DNA-binding transcription activator activity, RNA polymerase II-specific; RNA polymerase II cis-regulatory region sequence-specific DNA binding; protein heterodimerization activity. The transcript has a single exon. Lineage: Eukaryota; Viridiplantae; Streptophyta; Magnoliopsida; Cornales; Cornaceae. Bases 306 to 818 code for a protein of 170 amino acids. The record is from RefSeq and is a predicted model, not a curated record. Gene Ontology annotation, cellular component: CCAAT-binding factor complex; nucleus.
UCCCACAGACCCUCUAAGCAUCCUUGGUUACAUAAGAAAAGUGACCUAACUCAGACCAUCAAUGGAAAAUUGCCUGCCAUUGUGUCCCCCAAAGAUGCUGACCGUGUGGGCAUCAUGACCAUGCCACCUCAUGUCAUGGAACCUCUACUUCCCUACAUGGUGCAUAUGUGCAUAAACAUGGAAUUAUGCAUAUACAUGUUAGUAUUUAUCUAUAUCUACAUAUAUAUAUACAUAUAUAGCGGUGAGUUAGGCACCGAAGGCAACAAUGUAUGUGUAUUUGACAGGAUAAGUUUCUCUUUAUAGAAAUGGUAGAUAAUACAGGCUCUAAAACAAUCAGUGGUGACCUUAGGUACAACAUUGCAGGUGCUAGUGGUGGCUCAGGAGAUCAGGAUGGGGUAAUCAAAGAGCAAGACCAUUUGCUGCCGAUAGCUAAUGUGGGCCGGAUCAUGAAGCAGAUCUUGCCGGCUAACGCGAAGAUAUCCAAAGAAGCAAAAGAAACCAUGCAAGAAUGUGUAUCUGAGUUCAUUAGCUUUGUUACUGGAGAAGCAUCUGACAAGUGUCACAAGGAGAAGCGCAAGACCGUGAAUGGGGACGACGUUUGUUGGGCUCUGGCGACUCUAGGGUUUGAUGACUUUGCUGAGCCAUUAAGAAGGUACUUGCACAGAUAUAGGGAGUUAGAAGGUGAGAGAGCUAACCAAUAUAAGGGUGGCAACAAUGAAGAAAAGGAAGAACCAUCAAAUGUUGAAGGUGAACCACCAAAAAAAGCUACCGUUUCCCCUACUCCAUUCAGGUUCAAUGUAAUCAAUGGAAAGGAGUAAAAACCCUCUCUCUCUCUCUCUCUCUCUCUCUCUAAACGAUAUGAAACUUGUAAUUGCUAUUAGGAUGAUGCCAGUGAACAUGAAAUUUGUGGAGGGGAUGAGGAUGGGGAGUGGGUUUUUUCCUUUCCAUGGCUUAGGUAUUUUUACUUAAUUUGUCUUUAAUUGACUAUUAAGCUUGGAUAUUAGUAGGGAAUGACCUCUGAAGCUAAUCCUUGUAUCUCUUCAGACAACAAGGUUUGUGAAUUGGAUUUUGUAUGAUUAGGUAACUGAUGGAUGUGUCAUGAUUUGAAUUUGAGAAUAAACAUAUAUGAAAUCUAGGGUUUUGGUUUGAGCUUA